AUGUCUGGCUGGCACAACGCGACUAUCGACCACUCUGGUCCCCAAGAUGGCGGAGGCGGUCGAGCCUGCUUCAACUGCGGCCAGGAGGGCCACAACAAGGCUGAAUGCCCCAAUCCUCGUGUCUUGAAGUGCCGACAUUGCAAUGAGGACGGUCAUACGAUCCGUGGCUGCCCCACCGCUCCUCCCCAGGAGUUCACUGGAGAAUGCCGAUUCUGCAAGAAGGAGGGCCAUAUGGCCAAGGAUUGUCCGGACAAGCCCCCCAUGGUCUGCAAAAACUGCCUUCAAGAAGGACAUACGGCUGCUCUAUGCAAGAAUCCGCGCAAGAUUGACCGCUCGUCUCUUGGUGAGAUCCCCGCUGAAGUAGCUUGGGCAAAAAUCAUGGCAGGAGCCAAGGAGAAGGACCUGGACAAGGUCAAGGAGGGCAUCCAGGAGUAUCUCAACGCUACCCCAGGCAUCACCUACGUCAACCUCGAGCAGGCGUUCCGCUCUCAGUUCAUUGAAUUGCACCUGAUCGCGUUGGAGGACCCCGCACUGCUCGCGACUCACACUCACAUGGACCUUCAAGGAAACCUUGACAAGAAGUACCGUGUUCACUAUCGCUGGAGUGACAAGCCUCUCCGUCCUCGAGAGGUCCAGCAGUGGCCUCAGUCGGCUGCGGAGAACCUCGAGCGUCUCAAAGAUGCUGGCGAAACCGUUGAACGCGGCAUACCCAAGUGCACCAACUGCGGCGAGAUUGGUCAUCGCAUCCGCGACUGCCCGGAGCCGCGCAAAAACAAGUAUGGCUGUAGAAACUGCGGCCAAGGAGGUCACAUGGCAUCGGACUGCCCCGAGCCUCGCCGAGCUAGAGAUGACGUUGAGUGUCGCAAAUGUGGCGGAACCGGUCACUUUGCCAAAGAUUGUCCUCAGGAAGGUGGAGGUCGUAGCCGCGCGUGCUUUAACUGUGGCGAGGAAGGCCACGGUUCUCGAGACUGCCCGAACCCCAAGAAAAUCCAGUGCCGCAACUGUGAUGAGUUCGGACACAUGUCCAAGGAAUGCCCCAAGCCCCGCGAUUACAGCCGGGUUAAAUGCACAAAGUGCGGUGAGAUGGGCCACACUCAAGUUCGAUGCAAGAUGGAGUCUGCCCCUAUCGACGAGCCCACCUUCGACGCGGUUGACGGUAGCGUUGGUUACCCUGGCGGAAAUAGCUUCCCGCCAGCCCCAGCUGCACCUGAGACUGGUGCUGGUGACAACUGGGGCUCUAACGACAAUGUUAACUGGUAA
Daldinia childiae is the source of this 1260-nucleotide messenger RNA. Its product is annotated as Zinc finger protein GIS2. Gene Ontology annotation, molecular function: translation regulator activity; single-stranded RNA binding; mRNA binding. The record is from RefSeq and is a predicted model, not a curated record. Gene Ontology annotation, biological process: positive regulation of cytoplasmic translation. Gene Ontology annotation, cellular component: cytoplasm. NCBI's taxonomy places the organism in Eukaryota, Fungi, Ascomycota, Sordariomycetes, Xylariales, Hypoxylaceae. The coding region runs from base 1 to 1260 and encodes 419 amino acids. The transcript is spliced from 9 exons.